Messenger RNA from Orycteropus afer afer, 1431 nucleotides. RefSeq names its product WD repeat, sterile alpha motif and U-box domain containing 1 (gene WDSUB1). Gene Ontology annotation, biological process: protein ubiquitination. The transcript has 10 exons. The record is from RefSeq and is a predicted model, not a curated record. Lineage: Eukaryota; Metazoa; Chordata; Mammalia; Tubulidentata; Orycteropodidae. Gene Ontology annotation, molecular function: protein binding; ubiquitin-protein transferase activity. The coding region runs from base 1 to 1431 and encodes 476 amino acids.
AUGGUGAAACUAAUUCACACAUUAGCUGAUCAUCAUGAUGAUGUCAAUUGUUGUGCCUUCUCCUCUUCCCUCUUGGCUACUUGCUCCUUGGACAAAACAAUUCGCCUGUACUCCUUAAGGGACUUCACUGAGCUGCCACACUCUCCAUUGAAGUUUCACACGUAUGCUGUCCACUGCUGCUGUUUCUCCCCUUCAGGACACCUUUUGGCUUCAUGUUCAACAGAUGGUACCACUGUCUUAUGGAAUACGCAGAAUGGACAGACUUUGGCAGUGAUGGAACAGCCCAGUGGUAGCCCCGUGAGGGUUUGCCGGUUUUCCCCAGACUCCACUUGUUUGGCCUCAGGGGCAGCUGAUGGAACUGUUGUUUUGUGGAAUACACAGUCAUACAAGUUAUACAGAUGUGGUAGUGUUAAGGAUGGUUCCUUGGUAGCCUGUGCAUUUUCUCCUAGUGGCAACCUCUUUGUCACUGGCUCCUCAUGUGGAGAUUUAACAGUGUGGAAUGAUAAAAUGAGGUGUCUGCAUAGUGAAAAAGCACAUGAUCUUGGAAUUACCUGCUGCGAUUUUUCUUCACAGCCUGUUUCUGAUGGAGAACAAGGCCUUCAGCUUUUCCGACUGGCGUCAUGUGGUCAGGAUUGCCAGAUCAAAAUUUGGAUUGUUUCUCUUACCCACAUCUUAGGUCUUGGAUUAAAAUAUAAAAGUACACUGAGUGGGCACUGUGCUCCUGUUCUGGCUUGUGCUUUUUCCCAUGAUGGGCAGAUGCUAGUCUCUGGAUCGGUGGAUAAGUCUGUCCUAGUGUAUGACACUAAUACCGAGAAUGUACUUCACACGUUGACUCAGCAUACCAGGUAUGUGACAACUUGUGCCUUUGCACCCAAUAUCCUUUUACUUGCCACUGGUUCAAUGGACAAAACAGUGAACAUCUGGCAGUUUGACUCAGAAGCACUUUGUCAAGCAAGGAGCACAGAAGAUCAGUUGAAGCAGUUUACUGAAGAUUGGUCAGAGGAUGAUGUCUCAAUGUGGCUUUGUGAACAAGGUUUAAAAGAUCUUGUUGGUGUUUUCAAGAUGAAUAACAUUGAUGGAAAAGAACUAUUGAAUCUUACAAAAGAAGGUCUAGCUGAUGAUUUGAAAAUUGAAUCUCUAGGGCUGCGUAGUAAAGUGCUGAGGAAAAUUGAAGAGCUAAGGACAAAGGUGAAAUCUCUUUCUUCUGGGAUUCCUGAUGAAUUUAUAUGUCCAAUAACUAGAGAACUUAUGAAAGAUCCUGUCAUCGCAUCAGAUGGCUAUUCCUAUGAAAAGGAAGCAAUGGAAAACUGGAUUGGGAAGAAGAAACGUACAAGCCCCAUGACAAAUCUUAUUCUUCCGUCAGUGGUGCUUACACCAAAUAGGACUCUGAAAAUGGCCAUCAACCGAUGGCUAGAGACACAUCAAAAAUAA